Messenger RNA from Scomber japonicus (chub mackerel), 1088 nucleotides. It is a transcript of the gene clic1, whose product is annotated as chloride intracellular channel 1. The transcript has 7 exons. The coding region runs from base 82 to 810 and encodes 242 amino acids. NCBI's taxonomy places the organism in Eukaryota, Metazoa, Chordata, Actinopteri, Scombriformes, Scombridae. The record is from RefSeq and is a predicted model, not a curated record.
GGAGAAACGAGCAGCAGCAGCAGCUACAGGCGUCACCGGCAACUUUUAGUAGCACUUGAAGGAAAGCAUCAACAGGUGAAGAUGAGCGACGCGAAUCAGCCUAAAGUUGAACUUUUUGUGAAGGCGGGCAGCGAUGGUCAGAGCAUUGGCAACUGUCCCUUCUCCCAGCGUCUCUUCAUGGUGUUGUGGUUGAAAGGAGUGACCUUCGACGUUACCACGGUGGACAUGAAGAGGAAGCCAGACAUCUUGAAGGACCUUGCUCCCGGUGCCCAGCCGCCCUUCCUGUUGUACGGCAGCGAGGUGAAAACCGACACCAACAAGAUUGAGGAGUUCCUGGAGGAAAAUCUGAGCCCCCCAAAGUAUCCCCGUUUGGCUGCUCGUAACCCCGAGUCCAACACGGCCGGCAUGGAUGUCUUCUCCAAGUUCUCCGCUUACGUGAAGAACUCAAACCCUCAGACCAAUGAAAAUCUAGAGAAAGGCCUGCUGAAGGCUCUGAAGAAGCUGGAUGACUACCUCGGCUCUCCACUUCCUGACGAGAUCGACGAGAAUAGCGCUGAUGAGGUCACUUCCUCGUCCCGCCCCUUCCUGGACGGCCAAGAGCUUACUCUGGCUGACUGCAACUUGCUGCCUAAGCUCCACAUCGUGAAGGUUGUGUGUUUAAAAUACAGAGGUUUCAGCAUCCCUCAGUCUCUGACCAACCUCUGGAGGUACCUGAACGCAGCGUACGCCCGGGAGGAGUUCUCCUCCACCUGCCCGAUCGACGAGGAGGUGCACAUCGCCUACUCCUCUGUAGCUAAAGCUCUCAAGUAGGAGAAGAAAGGAGGGUUACAAUUCAUGAUUUAAAAAAAAAAAAAACACCGUUAGAACAACUUUAGAAUAUAUUUAAAAAAAAGCACACAAACAAACACACACAUGUAGUUUAUCACCUUUCAUUACACGACUCAAUACCAUCGCCAAACAAUACUGUUAAAUUAGUUUUUUUGCCUCAGUGGAUCUAUUAACAUUGUAAGGAAAACGAGGAAAUGCUCACAGCAGAUAAGCUGAUAUAAAAACAAAACGCACACACACACACACACACAAAAAAGAAA